This is a messenger RNA of Hydra vulgaris (swiftwater hydra), 1161 nucleotides long. RefSeq names its product U3 small nucleolar ribonucleoprotein protein IMP4. NCBI's taxonomy places the organism in Eukaryota, Metazoa, Cnidaria, Hydrozoa, Anthoathecata, Hydridae. Gene Ontology annotation, biological process: rRNA processing. Gene Ontology annotation, molecular function: rRNA primary transcript binding; snoRNA binding. The record is from RefSeq and is a predicted model, not a curated record. Gene Ontology annotation, cellular component: Mpp10 complex; nucleolus; small-subunit processome.
UAUAUACUAUAUAUGUAGAAUUUGUAACAAUUUAGUAAAUUUAUUAUAGUAUAAUAUAGUAUCUAUAUUAUAGUAUAAUAUAGUAUUUGUUAUAGUAUAAUAUAGUAUCCGUGUACUCAAAUAACUCAGAAAGUUUACAAAGACCUCAAAAUGCUACGUAGAGAAGUAAGAUUACGGAAAGAAUAUUUGUAUAGAAAGUCAUUAGAAGAUCAGCGAAAAACUAUUUAUGAAAAGAAACAAAAGUUAAAGCUUGCAUUAGAUGAGGGCAAGGUGAUUCCAACAGAACUUCGGAAAGAUGAAAGCCAGUUACGAAAAUUACUUGCUUAUGAUGAUGAUAAAAAUGCAGUCUUAGAAGAUCAUAUGGAUGAUGAAUAUAGAUGGGCUGGUGUAGAAGAUCCUAAAUUAAUGAUUACAACAUCACACAAUCCUAGCUCAAGGUUAAAACAAUUUGCUAAGGAACUGAAAUUGAUACUUCCUAAUAGUCAACGUCUAAAUCGUGGUAAUUAUGUCCUGUCACAAUUGGUUACUGCCUGUAAAGCUAAUGAUGUUACAGAUCUUGUAAUUGCCCAUGAACAUAGAGGGAACCCUGAUGGAUUAAUUAUUUGUCAUUUACCAUUUGGACCAACUGCUUAUUUUUCACUCUCUAAUACAAUAAUGCGUCAUGAUAUACCCGAUGUUGGAAAGAUGUCUGAAGCUUUUCCUCAUUUAAUAUUUCACAAUUUUCAAACUAAACUAGGAACAAGGGUACAAAAUAUACUUCGCUACUUAUUUCCGGUACCAAAAGAAGACAGCAAGCGUGUCAUUACAUUUGCAAAUAAAAAUGAUUUUAUAUCAUUCAGACAUCAUACUUAUAAAAAAGUUGAUGGCAGAAAUAUUGAACUUACUGAAGUCGGACCACGAUUUGAACUUAAAUUACACGAAAUAAGACUGGGUACGUUAGACCAAGCUGAAGCUGAUAAGGAAUGGAAGCUCAAAACUUAUAUGAGAACCUCGCACAAGAGAAAAUACUUAAGUGAAAAUGAUGGUGAAAAGGCUGAAAAAUAACCAUGAAAAGGGUAACAGUUCUCCCAGCUGUUCAUGAACAAGUUUUAAAUCUGUAAAUGACAAAUGAAUGGCUUAUUCACUAUAUGAAAACUAUAUAAAAAGCGCUUUAGCUUAUUA